Poecilia latipinna (sailfin molly) is the source of this 1213-nucleotide messenger RNA. Its product is annotated as glucose-6-phosphate 1-dehydrogenase-like. The transcript has 8 exons. The coding region runs from base 95 to 853 and encodes 252 amino acids. Gene Ontology annotation, molecular function: NADP binding; glucose-6-phosphate dehydrogenase activity. The record is from RefSeq and is a predicted model, not a curated record. Gene Ontology annotation, cellular component: cytosol. NCBI's taxonomy places the organism in Eukaryota, Metazoa, Chordata, Actinopteri, Cyprinodontiformes, Poeciliidae. Gene Ontology annotation, biological process: pentose-phosphate shunt, oxidative branch; glucose metabolic process.
CAGUGUGGCCUCUGUGGUGCUCACCUUCAAGGAGCCCUUUGGCACUCAGGGCCGUGGAGGAUACUUUGAUGGUUUUGGGAUAAUUAGAGAUGUCAUGCAGAACCACCUGCUUCAGAUGCUCUGUUUGAUUGCAAUGGAGAAACCUGCAUCCACGAGCCCCGACGACGUGAGGAACGAGAAGGUGAAGGUGCUGAAGUGCAUAGCUCCUCCUAACAUGGCAGAUGUGGUGCUGGGUCAGUACGCGGGAGAUCCGGGCGGGGAGGGCGAAGCCAAGCUGGGCUACCUCGAUGAUCCCACGGUACCAAAAGGCUCCUGCACACCAACGUUUGCAACUGCAGUGCUCUACGUCCAGAAUGAAAGAUGGGAUGGGGUUCCUUUCAUUCUGCGCUGUGGUAAAGCCUUGAACGAGCGGAAAGCCGAGGUGCGUUUGCAGUUCACGGACGUACCCGGAGACAUCUUUGCUGACCGCUGUCAGAGAAACGAGUUGGUGGUCCGGGUGCAGCCGGACGAGGCUAUUUACCUGAAGAUGAUGACCAAGAGGCCUGGAGUUUUCUUCAGCCCAGAGGAGACCGAGCUGGACCUCACCUACAAGAGCAGAUACAAGAAUGUGAAGCUUCCUGAUGCGUAUGAGAGACUGAUUCUGGACGUCUUCUGUGGAAAUCAGAUGCACUUUGUCCGCAGCGAUGAGUUGCGAGAAGCCUGGAGGAUCUUCACCCCCCUGCUCCACCAAAUAGAAGCUGCAAAGAGACAACCUAUUCCUUACACAUAUGGAAGUCGUGGUCCAAGUGAAUCAGACGAUCUUAUUCAGAGGGUGGGCUUCCGCUACGAGGGAACAUACAAGUGUGUGACCUAACCCAUGAAACGUAUGAGAUCGGAACGUGCAGUGGUCUUUCCCAGGAUUCAGAAAGCUCUGGGAAGAACAGUAUUGAUGAACAUGUGUUUAAAUAUCUGAGUCUCUUGUGCUUGUUUUCCUGUAAGAGUAACGCUGCAACCCGAUGGCUGGGAUGUUGUGAAGAGUCGAGCUGCUGUAGUUCAAGUCGGACGCAAAUUCUUCUUCUUUAUCAUAGGAAAGUGUUGCUGCUUUUAUCGACACUAAUAAAAAAAAAUAAAAUAAUGCCUUUUUUUAUUUCAUAUAUUUGUAGCUUAACCUCCAUCAACAUUCGUCUUAAUUCUCUGAAACGGACAAAAACAGAUCAAAAGCAGCAAACAUCGU